GGGCAUGAAUGAAAACUGGAAUCAUAUUCCAACUUCUCAUCAAGUACCUCAUACUCUUUUUCUAGUGGACUACUUUCUCAAGUUACCAACUCAGGUGUCAGCAUUCUUUCUAACUCACUGGCACUAUGAUCACUAUCGAGGACUUGGUUCCAACUUUCAACAGGGCUUCAUUUAUUGCUCACCUAUUACUGCUCGUUUAUUGGAAAGAAUAACUCUAGUCGACCCCCAAUGGAUCGUAGCAAAGCAUAAUAAUGAACCUUUUCUAGUAGAUAAAGUACAAAUAAGGUUUCUUGAUGCCAAUCAUUGUCCAGGCUCUGUUAUGAUACUAUUUCAAACAUCAGAAGGAAGCAACUAUUUGCAUACGGGUGAUAUGAGGUUUACACAAGACUUGAAAAAGGAAUUGAUAGUAUUGAAUAAUAUAUGUCUGGAUGCUGUUUAUUUGGAUACCACUUAUUGUCAUCGGAAAUAUCGAUUUCCUAGUCAAGCACAGACCAUUCAACGCAUCGUUCAUAAGAUACAGAAUAUGAAUAGGAUUCCUUUUCAAGAUUCCAACUCAAAUAGAAUAGAUUGUACAAGUAGACAUACUUUGUAUUUGAUAGCUACCUAUAGUAUCGGAAAAGAACGUAUCAUCGAUGCUCUUAUUCAAAAUGGAUAUCGUAUUUAUGUGAGUCCAGACAAAUGGAAAGUUUUACGUUGUUUAGAAUUUUGGAACGAAGAUAUAUUCAACGAAUACUUUACGACAGAUCCUGCUGCUAGUCCUAUUUGGUUGGUGGGAUGGAAUAGAGUGGCAGAAAGUGUGCCUGGUAGAUUGCUUCCCAAUUUUGAAGCUUUAGAAGAAAUGUUAUAUAUGGCCAAUCAUUGUAGAAAUAGACAAGUAUUCUCCCAUCAUCAUUAUUCUGAUUCUUUCCAUCCAAAUGGCUUAUUACAAAGAGUAAUGGCAUUGGUUCCUACUGAUUAUCUAUAUAUGGAAUACCUUAUAGUGAACAUAGCAAUUAUGAUGAAUUGUACCAUUUCAUUGCUUGGUUAAGACCCAAACAAGUUAUUCCAACC
Molecule: messenger RNA, 1050 nt
Organism: Galdieria sulphuraria
Lineage: Eukaryota; Rhodophyta; Bangiophyceae; Galdieriales; Galdieriaceae
Product: DNA ligase
Exons: 3
Coding region: 5-1027 (340 amino acids)
Source: RefSeq, a predicted model, not a curated record